Misgurnus anguillicaudatus (oriental weatherfish) is the source of this 5783-nucleotide messenger RNA. Lineage: Eukaryota; Metazoa; Chordata; Actinopteri; Cypriniformes; Cobitidae. The record is from RefSeq and is a predicted model, not a curated record.
ACGGCGUAUGCUGAAAUGUCUGAAAUUACUUUUGCUUCAGUGCGCGGCGCGCAGCCCGAGGACGCGCAGCCCCGCGCUGAGAACAGAUGGCUGAUAUCUGACUAUCAUCAUUCAAGCAGGUCUAACAGGAUUUUAAAGAUGGAGUUUUGGAUUUUGUCUAUAUGCUGGAUCAGCUUGAUGCUUAUAUCAUCCAGUGUUCAGGGGGUUGCAGGCCAAACACAAAGCGCUUAUUUCCUCCCUGAGUUUGCACUUUCUCCACAAGGCAGUUUUCUGGAAGAUACCACAGAGGAGCAAUACCUCACCUAUCGCUACGACGACCAGUCCUCAAGAACGACACGCUCAGAUGAGGAGAGGGAUACGGGCUGGGAUGCCUGGGGUGCGUGGAGCGACUGCUCUCGUACCUGUGGAGGCGGAGCCUCUUAUUCUCUACGCAGGUGUCUCAAUGGAGGAAACUGCGAGGGCAAAAACAUCCGCUACAGAACGUGCAGCAAUACAGACUGUCCUCCAGAGUCAGGUGACUUCAGGGCUCAGCAAUGCUUCGCCCACAAUGACAUCAAGUACCAGGGGCAAACCUACGAAUGGAUUCCCGUGACGUAUGACCCUGUUUCCCCCUGCGCUCUCAGAUGUCAGGCUCGAGGAAGAAACCUGGUGGUGGAACUAGCACCCAAAGUGUUGGACGGCACUCGAUGUAAAGCCGACUCUCUGGACAUGUGCAUCAAUGGAAUCUGUAAGGAAGUUGGCUGUGACAGACAGCUGGGAAGCAACGCAAAAGAGGAUAAUUGUGGUGUGUGCGCUGGAAACGGCUCCACUUGCCGCCUGGUCCGGGGUCAGGCGCUGCCUCACCUGUCACCUGAAGAACCCGUGAAGACUUUGUUUGAAGUGCCGACGGGAAGCAGAGGACUCCGAAUUACAGCCAAAGGUCCAGAUGUGAUUGUUAUUGAAGCCCACGCACCAAACAGCCGGAGAGAAGAGAUUGUUUUCAGCUCUGUUGGCUCUCACAUUCUGGGUAACAACACCAUUGAGUACCAGAGAGGAACGGAGAGACAAACCCUCAGAUGCCUUGGGCCGCUGUCUGCGGAUAUUACCAUUAAGGUGAAGUAUGCUGGCCCUAAAGACACAGUAUUGCAGUUUAUGUUUUACCAGCCCAUUCGCUACCAGUGGAGAGAGACCGACUUCUUUCCCUGCUCUGUGACCUGUGGAGGGGGUUAUCAGCUAAAUUCGGCCGAUUGCAUCGACAUCCGUUAUAACAAAACGGUCGGGGAGCAGUUCUGUCACAGCUACCCCGAGAACAGCAAACCCAAGCCCAAACUCAAGGAAUGCAACAUGGAUCCCUGUCUGGAAAGUGAUGGAUUUAAAGAAGUGAUGCCCUAUGACCAUUUCCAGCCUCUUCCACGGUGGGAGCAGAACCCAUGGACGUCAUGUUCAGUAUCUUGCGGAGGUGGGACUCAAGAGAGAAGUAUAGUGUGCGUAGAGGAAGACGUCCACGGUCAGAUCGUGCAGGUUGAGGAGUGGAAAUGCACGCAUUCACCACGACCAAUCAGCAAACAGGACUGCAACAUGUUUGACUGUCCACAGUGGAUGGCAAUGGAGUGGUCUCAGUGCACGGUUACCUGCGGCCCAGGUUUGCGGUACAGAGUUGUGCUGUGUGUGGAUCAUAGGGGACAACAUGCUGGUGGCUGCAACCCUCACCACAAACCCCAUAUCAAAGAGGACUGCCUGGUACCCAUCGCCUGUCACAAACCAAGAGAGACCCAACCUAUAGAGGCCAAGCUUCCCUGGUUAAAACAGGCUCAAGGAUUGGAGGAAACCAAAGUAGCCUUGGAAGAUCCAACGUUUAUUCCGGGUCCUUGGACGGCAUGCAGUGUGUCUUGUGGUCUGGGACUUCAGAGGCGUCAGGUGAAAUGUAAAGUCCUGCUGUCUUUUACUCAAACUGAAGUGGACCUGCCUGAUGAAGAGUGUGAUGAAGAAAAGCCUCCAACACAAAGGGCCUGUGAUUCGGGGCCCUGUUCUGAGUCUCCAGACUCACCGUGGUGGCCCCUCGGACCCCAGGAGAUCCCUGAGCAGCACAGCUAUGUUUGGGAAUACAUGGGAUUCACUGCCUGCUCAGCGUCCUGUGCUGUUGGCAAGCAGAUGGCUGUUGUCAGGUGCGUGAGCACCUUGAAAAAGGAAAUUGUUGAUGACGCGCUCUGCAGCGGCUCCAGAGCAUCUCUCUCCUUGUUUCGCAUCUGUAACCCUCAACCAUGUCCUGCAAGAUGGGAAGUGAGCGAGUGGAACGCGUGCUCUGUGUCCUGUGGUGUGGGACUGCAGACACGCAGUGUGUCAUGUGUAAGACCGGUGGCCGGAAACCGCACUGAACCAGCGUCCAGUAAAGACUGUGUGGAGACCAGACCUCCAGAGCUACAGGCCUGUAAUCAGGUGAAGUGUCCGCCAGCGUGGGUGACUGAAGAGUGGCAACAGUGCUCUCAUACAUGCGACAGAGGUUCACAGUGGCGUAAAGUUUACUGUAAACAGAGACUGUCUACAGGAAGCUACCGUAGGUUAAGAGACGAUGAGUGUGCUGGAAACAAACCGGUGACGCAUCGGACGUGCAUCAACUCUGACUGUCUCAUGCCUCGUCUGGAGGGAGGAGAGUGGUCCAAGUGCUCUGUUACGUGCGGUAAAGGCGUUCAACGUCGGGAACCAGUGUGUAGGAGACAGACGACGUCUGGGCAAUUGGUUACUCUGGACAGGUCGGCCUGUAGUAACCUUCCCCUUCCUCCUUUAAUCAGGAGCUGUCGCAUGAGUCCCUGCAGCAAGAACAAAUACUCCAAAAAACGUUGUCCUCAAGUCAUGGGCCUGAAGCGCAUCUACAUCCAAACCAGACAGGAGAAACGUCUUACCUUUACCAUUGGAGGACGCGCCUAUCUUUUGCCCAAAACCUCGAUCACCAUCAAGUGUCCGGUGCGUCAUUUCCCUAAAGCUCAGAUCCGCUGGGAGAAGAACGGUAGCGAUCUGAAAAGUUCAAAACGUCUGAGCAUCACCAAGUCUGGAGCUUUAAGGAUCUACAACCUGGACGCCGGAGACAUCGGAGUGUACCAUUGCUGGGCCAACCAAGAUUCAGACAUGUUUAUCCUGAAGCUCAUCGGCCACAAUAAUCGACUCCUGGAACAUCCCGAAGGGAAGGAAGCUUUGGACAAGGAGAAACGUCUCCAUCAUUCCCUCAACAAAGAGAGCAGUUAUGCUGGGGUUAAGUGUCAGGAGCAGAAGGGAUUAUCACCUGUAAAGAAGGCUCCAAAAUCUCUCCCAAGCUGGAUGCAAAAGAACGAGUUUUACAGAGAUGAUAACGGUCAGCCUGAGGAACUCUGGGAUACUCUUGCAUCAAGCAACAAUCCUUUGGCUCCAGGGAUCAGGGGCCAAACAGGCGCCUUUGUUCUUGAACCGGCACAGUUCGAGGAACUCGUAAAGAACAUCACUCUGCUUGCAGAGAGCGGAGAUGUGACAGAUGAAAUGGCGUCGCAGCUAAUUACCAAAAUCAUGGAAGAUUUGGCUAUAACAAAGCAAGGUGCACCUACUGAGGAUCUGGGAGUUACAAUGGACAAUCAUUUUGAUAAGACCCCAAACUCUUCCAAACCCUCAUGGGGAAAGGGGUUGAAAAGAGGCAGUGGGGCUGUGAUCAUACGUCAAAAGCACCACAGGUCUACAAUGAGCUUUCAGAGGGAUCUCCAGAUUCACGUGGGGCAGACUGCUUACCUCACCAAUGCUACCCACAGUCUCACCCUGCUUUGUUCUGCCCAGGGUUUACCUCAUCCAACCCUGUCCUGGAGCAAAGAUGGAGCUCCACUGCAGAAAAGCGAAAGGAUUUCAUGGGACGGCAGUGAAGAAGUCCACAUCUCGGGCCCUGGUACUAAAGAUGUAGGCAUCUACAAAUGCACAGCCACCAACCACUUGGGUUCAGAUUCAGAGACAUCAAAAGUUCUAUUGGCUGAACAUCCCACGAUUGCCGUCUCACGUGGAAACUCUUCAGAUCUAAACAGCAGCAGUCGGAAGGUUGUGGUCGGAGGUCCUGUCGAUAUCCGCGUUGGUGCCAACCUCACCCUGGAAUGCCCUGUCAAAGGUGUUCCUAAACCAACAGUGAGCUGGCAUCGUAAGGAGGGCCCGUUGAGCACCAGCACCGCUCUCCUACCAAACGGUUCUUUGAUCCUGAGGAAUCUCGCGCCGCAAGACUACGGCAUCUACUCCUGCGUGGCUGCCAAUGAUAUUGGAAAAUCGGUGGCUUCCAGUCUGCUCCGCGUGGCGGGAGGACCUCUGGGUGAAUCUGAGCAUUUAAAGGAGAUGAACAGAAAAAGAGUUCUGAUGGCUUCUCUGAUCGGCACCAGCAUUACAGUCAAACCUGGAGAUAUUUUAAGAAUAGGUUGUCCAGUGGUCCCGAGCCACAGGAAGCCCAUCACGUGGUCCUAUCAGAACCAGACCCUGAAGCAGAGCCCAGGCACAAGGUACCGCACACUGGUAGGAGGGCGGGUUCUGGAGAUAAACACGCUCGGUGGGAAAUUUGAUGGACGCUACGAGUGCCAAACGCAAACCAACGACAACAAUCUCACCGCUUGGGUUUAUGUGCUUUCACAAGAGUUUAAGUGGCGUCUGGGCGAGUGGAGCUCUUGCAGUGCUUCGUGUGGUAAGCGUGGGGUUCAGAUGAGGAAAGUGCAAUGUCUGACAUCAGAGGGCCAGGAGACGCACCCUUCAGUCUGCCAUCACCUCCCCAAACCUAUCAGUCAACCGCGGGCGUGCAACCUGCUGGACUGUCCUCCCAGCUGGGUGUCUACAGUGUGGUCCAAAUGCUCCAGUGCCUGUGGGCGGGGCUUCAGAGAGAGGCGGGUCUCUUGUCAGCAGGUGCAGGCAUCAGGGAGCGUGAGGGUCCUGCCCAGCUCCGAGUGUAAGGAGACCCAUCGGCCUGAAGACAAGGAAGAUUGCACCUCGCACGCUUGUGCAGAGUGGAUCACUGGUCUCUGGGGCAAGUGCACAGGUCGUUGUCUGGGACCCGCGGUGGCCACACAGAUCAGGACUGUAUCGUGUCGACAUUUCGGCAACUCUACAAUCAAAACAUGCAACGCGAAACAAAAUGUCUACUGGUGGCAGACCAUCAUAUGUCCAAAGAGUUCUUUUCGCCUAUGAUUUAUCUCUCCCCUAUUUUACGUGUAUUAAUUUAAGAGACAUGAAUUUUUGUUGUGGAUAUCGGAAGACAACUCCUGUUGGACCGUUCUCUUAUGGGAAGGAAGAUUAAAAUGAUAUUGGGUGUAAAUACAGUACUGAGGUAUAUCAGCAAGACGACAGCUUAUCAAAAUGCCCAUACCUUAAUAGUGAGUGAUUUGAAUAUGACAGAAGACCUGUUAAUGUUUUCAAGUCUAUUAGAUGUACUUUUUUGUGCUGCAUUGUAAAAUAUGUCAUGUAUAUAAUGUGUUUUUAAGUGCAAUAUUGUACAUUGAGUGGAGAAAAUUUGGAUUUUAUUUUCAUACCUCUUGAUUUAGUUUGUCUUUAUAAUCCAUAUUUAAGACCGUAAACAGCAAAGCUUGCACACAUAUAGCAUUUUAUGUGAAUGAUUCGUAUCUCUUAAUUAUAAUGGUUUGUUACUGGCUUUCGAAUGCAUGCAUUUUCAUCAAAUGUUGUAAUAGGUACAUAAACCACUCACAGAAUUUAAUUCAUGAAUUUAAUCGAUUGCAUUACAGUACGACUCACCAGUUUGGUACUCAUGUCAAUAUAUCAGAAAAUUUUACGUGAUACGAAUACAAUAAAUACGAUUUUACCAAUUA